This is a messenger RNA of Podarcis lilfordi (Lilford's wall lizard), 8013 nucleotides long. NCBI's taxonomy places the organism in Eukaryota, Metazoa, Chordata, Lepidosauria, Squamata, Lacertidae. The record is from the annotation of a GenBank genome assembly.
CCCACUCCUGUCAACAACCCCAGUUUCUCACACCUUUUAACUACCCUCUUCCAAUAAGAACCAUAAUAGUAUUUACACAUCCCCUAGCUGCAAGGCUUUCCUGGGCUUCUCCUUUUAAAGUAUCAGGAUCCUCCUCCUCCUCCAAUCCGGCUUCUGUUCCGGGAAUAAGGGGGGGGGGGUGAGCCUCCUCCCAAACUGCCUGCUUCUCCCGGAAGUGGAGCUUCUACGCCGGAUUGCCGCUCUGCCCCGUAGCUCUAGGGGCGCGCCCUUUCGGAAAGGGGAGGAGGGGCGGCAGGGGACACCCCCCUAAAAAAAACAUCGAUGUUGAAGGAAAGGAAAUGAGAAUCGGGAUCGAGGACAAAGGGGUCGCGCGGGGGGGGGGGGAGAGGGGAGAGAAGGACCCAGAGAGGGACUCCGCUACAGCUCCCCAAAGCGCCUUCCGUGGGCCCCACCGGCAGGGCCUGGAUUUCUGCACGGCUGCAGCGAAGGGGUAGGUGUGGACAUGGGGCGCCCACCCACGGGGGUCCCACGAGGACUCCCCGGCCCCGUUUCCCCCGCGCAGGCAUCCCUGGGUCCUGUGCGCUCCGCGCGGAGAGAGGCAGACCGUGAAAGGGUUAAGGGGCGCGAGAGACGCCUAGAUAGAGACCCCCCCCGUCCCUCCCCAUCUCGUCUUGGGGGGACCCUCCGGAUGGAGAGAUGGGUCGCGCAUGGCGAGGGGUGAGCCGCGCCAAGGGGGCCUCUGGGUGCAGCGGAGACUCCGGGAGAGAGGGAGGGGACCAAGGGUGGGGGGAGCCGGGGGGAGGAGGGAGGGGAGCAUCCCCGGGGAAGGAAGCGCAGCAUUGGUGGGGGGGGGGAGGAAGACCAGUCUGUAGGGAGACGUCUCCAUCGGGCGCCCACGAGGAAUCUCCGGAAGGGCCGCCUUGGCUUCUCCCUCCCACCCAGGAAUCGACCCCCCCUUCAAGGCGACCAGAGAGGGAUCCCUGUAAAGUGGGGGUUCCAGUCCCCCCACCCCUUCCUUCCUGCAAGCUCCAUGCUCUUCCCACCCCAUAAGCCCCUGCCCUGUCCAGACGCAGCGGUUUAAAUCCGGAGAGGAAGAGGGGAGGGGAGAGCCUUUUUCAGACGCCGUUCUCUGUUUCCACAAUCCCACCCAGGAAGCAGCCAGAAACCUUUUCCUCUCUCUCAGGCUUCCAUCUUUAAUGUCUUUUCCACUGCCUGCUUCAUUAAGGAUGAGGAUAAUGUACACCUGUCAUCAGAAACUGGGGUGCAGAGUACAUGGAAUAACUCUCAGGCUUGAUAUAGAAGUUGUACCUCAGACGCAUUUCUGUUCCUCUUAUUCUUUGAAGGCAAUUUCAGAGUGCCUGACAAGCUGAGAUUCUUCCCAGUCAAAGGACCCAUUUUCAUGAUAGACAAUACCUGAGAGUGGAGGCUCUACAGACAGGGUGUGCCUAUGCAGGCCAAAGACUGCCAGUAUUAGCACAGGUGAGGUGUGUGACUUCCCCAAAUUUACAGAAUGUAUGUGAAUGAGAGUUUGUGGGUGGGAUUAUCAUUUACGUCAACCCUGUGAUUUCCUCCACCCAUAACAUUUCGUGAGAUGAUAUUGCACUACAAAUUCCAAAAUAACUUUAAAAAAUCACAAGAUGAUAAGAAUGACUGCAGUAUUUAUACCCCACCCAUCUGGUUGGGUUUCCCCAGCCACUCUGGGCAGCUUAAAGUACAUAAAAAAGACAGUAAAACAUCAAACAUUAAAAACAUCCCAGGGCAGCUGUCUUCUAAAUAUCCGAGAGUUGCCCAUUUCCUUGCCCUCUGAUGGGAGGGCAUUCCAUAGGGCGGAAGACCCUCUGUCUGGUUCCCUGGAACUUCACUUCUGCCAGCAAGGAAACCAGCAGAAGACCCUCAGAGGUGGACCUCCCUGUCUGGACUGAGCGAUGGGGGUGGAGACGCUCCUUCAGGUCUCCAGCGCCGAGGCUGUUUAUGGCUUAAGGUUGCAGAUCUUGCUUCUCCAUAACGAUCUCCAGAGCAAGUUCGAUGUAUAAUUAGCAGAGUAGCAAAAAAUGCUCAGAGGCAGCAAAAAAACAAUUCAGCUGAGAAAUCUAUUACAGUUGUACCUCUGGUUGCGAACGGGAUCCAUUCCGUAGGUCUGUUUGCAACAUGAGCAGAACACAAUCCGCAUCUGCGCGUGCACGGGUUACGAUUCUCAUUUCUGUGCAUGCGCGUGACGUCAUUUUGCGUGUCUGCACAUGCGCACCCUUUCCGGUACUUCCGGGUCACCACGGGAUGCAACCUGAAAACACGCAACCUGAAGCAAACGUAACAUGAGGUAUGACUGUACUGAAGACAAAUAAGCAUAACAGGAUCCAAAAAUAGCAAAAAUGUAACUUAUAGUAAAACCCUGACUUCGCAUACCGAAACCGCACUCAAGUAAGAAACAGACAAACAGAGUAGAGUAAUAUCAGAAUAUGAAGUGGGACCAGGUGCAUUUCAAUACUGUAAUUUAUAUACAAUUCAACGUCAGAGUAACCCUGGGACUAGAUAACAAGCCUCCAAGUGGACGUGCCCCACCUGCCCUUCACUUUCCUCUUCAGCACGGGCAGAAUCUGCCUUCUGGACUGUGGGAUUCACGGUUGUUCUCCUCCUCUCCAUCCACCAGGGCUUGACUUCAGGUGCAGCAGAAUUCCCCAGCCCCCCAAGGAUUUGAGACCCAUCAGCUAUCCUCACCUGGUUUAGCCGGCCGGUUGAAGCCGCUGCUUGAACCCCUGUUGCAUGCUGACAGCUUCUGGAAGCCACAGGUGAGAGCUGAGUGCAGGGUGGGCACGAAGGGUGGAAAAAUGACUCCAGAAGGUGCAUGACAUAUACUCCACCAAAGGAACUACUGCUCCCCUAAUACCCCAUGACAUCUAGAUUCAGGUAGGUAGCCAUGUUGAUCUGACACAGUUGAAAUAAAAAAUUAAAAAAUAGUUCAGUAGCACCUUAGAGACCAAGUAAGUUUGUUCUAGGUAUAAGCUUUGGUGUGCACGCACACUUCUUCAGAUACACUGAAACAGAUGUCACCAGACCCUUAUAUAUCAUGGGAGGUUGGGGUGGGGUUUUUCCUCAGAAGGGUACUCCUACUACCAUUCUCUCACUACCCUUCACUAUAUGAAGAAGUGUACAUGCACAUGAAAGCUUAUACUUGGAACUAUACUUAUAAUAUCUUGGAAUUAUACUUAUAAUUUUUUCUUUCAACUGCGUGGGACCAACAAUGCUAUCUGCCAUUAAGUACAGUUAUUUCCUUGCCUUUAAUAUCCUGCUUUUCAGUGUCACAUUAGGAUAGUCCUGUGUCAGAGGAAUGACAUCAGGCAGCACAUCAUCAUUAUAAAGAACAAUGGGGGUGGGUGUUUCCGUCUGGGAUCCCCAUGUGCCAUAUGCUUUCCUUCUGCUUCUCCUGCUCUCUCCAUGCAAUGUGAGGCAUGUAGACAGAGGUCCAUCUUCAAGAACAUGAGCUUCCCUGAGCACCCAUUCAGCUGACCCCAAGCACCAAGCCUUGUCACUAGUUCUCUGACUGACCCAGACCACAGUCCCUGGAAGAGAUGUAGACCUGAGUCUCACAAAAUGGUCUGCGUGGACCUCCUGAGGCCAUUGGGACUGUGCAGGUGAUUCAUGAAGAUCUAGAGGUGGAAACAGGGUUGGGCAGAGGAUUAUGAUGCCGAGGAUGGGAAAUGUCCAAAGGAACGAUGAACCAGAGACAGAGAGGGCCUUUUCAUGGAGAGAGAGUAGCUGCAUUUCCUGUGAGAAAACAAUUGAUGUGAAAAGGCUGUUUUCCAAGAUUAUGCUGCUGUAUUAAUGAUGAUUGAGGAUUAUGAAAGGUUGCUGAUGCAUUACCAUCAUUUGAUAUCAUUGCAUCUUCAUUUCCUAAAAAUCCGUAACCUGGGUAGGAGACGGGGAAAUGUAGGAUAUGUUGAAAUAUGAGGUGGUGCUAAUUGCAUCUGAUGUGCUCUCUUUUCCUUUGUUCUCUUCCUUGAAACCCAAACAGGAUUUCCUUUCCUCCCACUCUGAGGAAGGUCAUGGAGAAAACAGUCAGACUUCCAGGGGAUGGGGCACCUUGGUUUCAUUAGAUAUAGACAUUAAAAUAUGUGAAAUGUGCUUCAUUGAAUGAGCACACAUAGCUCACCCAAAAAGGGGAGAAACCAUUUAAAGGUAUGGAGUGUGGAAAGACUUUCAAUGAUAGAACACAUCAGCGGACUCACAUGGGCAAGAAUGGAUUCAAAUGCAAGGAGUACGGGAAGAACUUCAGUCAGAGUGGACACCUCAAUAUGCAUCAAUUGACUCACACAGGGGAGAAACCUUUUAAAUGUAUGGAAUGUGGAAAGAGCUUUAGUCGGAAUACAAACCUUAAAUUACACCAGCGUACUCAACAUGGGUGAAAAACCAUAUGAAUGUAUGGAAUGUGGAAAGCGCUUCAGUCACAGUGGACAACUCAAUAUACAUCUACAGACUCACAGACAGAAGAAACCUUUUAAAUGCAUGGAGUGUGGAAAGAGCUUCAGUCACAAUGGUGACCUUAAAUCACACCAUCGGACUCACACAGGGGAGAAACCCUUUAAAUGCAUGGAGUGUGGAAAGAGUUUCAGUCAGAAUGGAAACCUUAGAAGACAUCAAUGGAAUCACACAUGGAAGAAACCAUUUAAAUGUAUGGAGUGUGGAAAGAGAUUUAGUGAUGAUGGAACCCUUAGAAGACAUCAACAGACUCACACAGGGGAGAAACCAUGUAAAUGUAUGACGUGCGGAAAGAGCUUUCGUGAUAAUGGAACCCUUAGAAGACAUCAACAGACUCACACAGGGGAGAAACCAUAUGAAUGUAUGGAGUGUGGAAAGAGCUUCAGUCACAGUGGACACCUCAAUAUACAUCAAUGGACUCACACGGGUGAAAAACCUUAUAAAUGUAUGGAGUGCGGAAAGAGAUAUAGUGAUAAUGCAACCCUUAGAAGACAUCAACAGACUCACACAGGGGAGAAACCAUGUAAAUGUAUGACGUGCGGAAAGAGCUUUCGUGAUAAUGGAACCCUUAGAAGACAUCAACAGACUCACACAGGGGAGAAACCAUAUGAAUGUAUGGAGUGUGGAAAGAGCUUCAGUUCCAAUGCAACCCUUAGAAGACAUCAACGGACUCACACAGGGGAAAAACCAUUUAAAUGCAUUGAGUGCGGAAAGAGCUUUAGUGAUAAUGGAAAACUUAGAACACAUCAAUGGACUCACACAGGGGAGAAACCAUUUAAAUGUAUGCAAUGUGGAAAGAGCUUUAGUGAUAAUGGACAUCUUAGAACACAUCAACGGACUCACACAGGGGAAAAACCAUAUGAAUGUAUGGAGUGUGGAAAGAGCUUUAGUGAUAAUGGACAUCUUAGAACACACCAACGGACUCACACAGGGGAAAAACCAUAUGAAUGUAUGCAGUGUGGAAAGAGCUUUUGUGAUAAUGGAACCCUUAGAAGACAUCAACGGACUCACACAGGGGAGAAACCAUAUGAAUGUAUGGAGUGUGGAAAGAGCUUUAGUAAUAAUGGAAACCUUAGAAGACAUCAACAGACUCACACAGGGGGGAAACCAUUUAAAUGCAUGGAGUGCGGAAAGAAAUUCAGUCAGAGUGGAAAUCUCAAUAUACAUCAACGGACUCACACAGGGGAGAAACCAUAUGAAUGUAUGGAGUGUGGAAAGAGCUUUAGUGAUAAUGGAACCCUUAGAAGACAUCAUCGGACUCACACAGCGGAAAAACUGUUUAAAUGCAUUGAGUGCAGAAAGAGCUUCAGUCAGAGUGGAAAUCUUAGAAAACAUCAGCAGACCCACAUGGGAGAAAUCAUUUAGAUGUAUGGCCUCUGGAAGGAGCUUCAGUCAGAGUGGAACCCUUGAUUUACAUUAACAAACUCACACAAGAGACAAACCGUAUAAGUGUCAGGAAGUUAGACAGAGGUAGAGGUCCAAUUCUAGUGGAAGUUCUAAAUCAACAGACUCAUGCCCAGGAUGAACUUUAAGAGUUGAACUCCAACAAACCAUCAGCAGAAAUGAGGAGAAGCAGUUUAAAUGGAAAGAUUACAGAAAGUGAUUUAAUUAUAAUGGAAUGUUUAAGAAACAUCUAGGGACUCUCACAAGGGCGAACCCAUUUAGAUGUAUGGAGUGUGGGACAAGUUCCUCUCAGAGUCCACUCUUCUUCACAGCAAGAAACUCAGAAGAAAUCCGUAUUCCUGCUUCAGGGACAGCUGAGUCUGUUUCUCUUGUCAUUAUCUCCAACUAGGUAACUCCUGUCUAAUCUGCUCUGUAUCGGUGUCACUCCCUGCUUCUGAGACCACUGCAAAAGAGGGGGGAGAAUUCCCCCCCUGCAGCUCCCAGGAAAGCUGAUCUUCCUGAGAAUGCAUUCCCCCAUACUCAGCUUCCGACCAUUCCCUGACGCAUCGCGAGAACCCUUGAAAAAGAAGUGAUUUGGCUCACCAUUGGAAGCUCAGACCCAUAAAAGGUUGAAUAUGAAAGAUACGUGGUUGAAGUAUAAUGCUAUUCUGAUGGAAGUAGGGGACCAAUUUAGAUUAAAAUCUUAUGAUUCGUUGAAAGAAAAAUUAGAUGAUUGAUUCCAGUACAUCCAGAUAAAUGAAGUGUUUAAAAUGGAUAAGAAAAUUGGUUUUCAAAGAGAGAAAUCCAAACUGGAAAGGGAAUUAUUAGAUACAAAAACAAAAAAACCUAUCUAAGAUGUAUAAUUUAUUGCUGGAAUGGCGUACGAAAGAUGAACAAGUGAAAUCUGUAACGAGUGAAUGGGCCAGGGAUGUGGGGCACAAUAUCAUGAUGGUGGAUUGGGAGAAAUUGUAGAAAAAGGAAUCAAAUUUACAGCUUGUAAUGUAUAAAGAGAAAACUUGAUGAAAAUGAUGUAUAGAUUGUAUUUAACAGCAGUGAGGUUAGCAAAAAUGUAUCAUACUCAUGAUAAUAAAUGCUGGAAAUGUAAAGAAAAAGAAGGAACCUUUUACCACAUGUGGUGGACGUGCCCCAAGGAAAAAGACUUCUGGGAAAGUAUUUAUAAUGAACUGAUGAAAGUAUUGAAAAACACAUUUGUUAAAAAACCAGAAGCCUUUUUACUUGGUAUAGUGGGGGGUUAAAUACCCAAAAAGGGUGUUACUUUUUUUCUGUAUGCCACAACAGCUGUGAGAAUGUUGCUAGCAAAGAAUUGGAAGAAACAAGAUUUACCAACUAACGAAGAAGGGCAGAUGAAGAUGAUGGACUAUAUGAAACUUGCCGAACUGACCGGGAGACUCUGAGACCAGAGAGAAGAGAUGAUGGAAGAAGAUAGGGAGAAGUUUAAGGAAUAUUUGAAAAAAUAUGUUAAUAUUUAAAUCUUAGAAUAGCUUUGGAAGUGGAUAUAUGCUGCAGGCUUAGAAGUAGAAGAUAAUGUAUUUUAAAAUAGUAUUAUUUGUAAGUGAUAAAAUGUGAAGUUAUUUUAAGUGUGAUUUAAAAAAAAAUAUUGUUAGAAACGAUGAUAUAUGUAAAUUGCUAAAGAUGAAGUAAAAUGAAAAUCAGAUAGGUGGGACUUGGGGAAGCCCACUUCACAAUGUAUAGGAAAAUAAGGAUAUGACAAGACUUUGUUUGUAUUGUUUGUUUUUCUGUUUGUGUUCUUUAUUUGUGUUAUAAAAUGAAUAUUUUUUUUGGGGGGGGGGACAGAAAAAACCCCAUAAAAACAACUGAUAUAGCAAUAUAGCACAGAUCACAGCGUGUGUUUUUGUGUUGCAUGUUUGCCUGGAAUAGCCAGCAUAAAGCUUUGCUUCAUGAAGCCCCUGCAGACGCCGAGUUGCUGACUUCCCUCCCAGAUGACAGGAAGCGAAAGACACACCUCCAUUGCCCUGUGUCCUUCCAGCCUCUUUCCUCCCUUGCUCCCUUCUGCCGGUGUGCGUGCCUGACUUAGAUAUCCUGUGUGCUGUAUUUUUUUACUGCUGAAACUGGAUUUGUUCUCUGGAGUUAAGUUUUGUGCCUCACUGGGGACCCAUUGAGAAAUGUAUGCUUUGA